Drosophila santomea is the source of this 5451-nucleotide messenger RNA. It is a transcript of the gene psq, whose product is annotated as broad-complex core protein isoforms 1/2/3/4/5. Lineage: Eukaryota; Metazoa; Arthropoda; Insecta; Diptera; Drosophilidae. Gene Ontology annotation, molecular function: DNA binding; protein binding. The record is from RefSeq and is a predicted model, not a curated record. Bases 808 to 4041 code for a protein of 1077 amino acids. Gene Ontology annotation, cellular component: nucleus. Gene Ontology annotation, biological process: regulation of transcription by RNA polymerase II. The transcript has 11 exons.
CACACGAAAAUGGCGAACACGAGCACUCCGAUGAACGACGAGCUGAAAAAAUAAUUAUUAUUUUAAAUUCCGUUUUGCCAGCGAAAUUCGGUGCGUGCGCGAAAAGGUGUGCGGAAAACCGCGGUUGGCAAAUUUAAUCGAAGCAUUAUGAAGCGGUCAAAGUGCGGCGCCAAUGCAAAUGGUUAGCCAAAUGGCAAAAAUAUGUAGCGACAGCGUGCCAGCCCAGUAAAAUCAAAUAGAAUCAAAUUGAAGUUUCUUGCUUUGCGAAUUAUGAAAAACCAAUCGCAAUGCGUGUGUGUGUGUACGUGUGGUGCGUGCGCGCGUGUGUUAGUGAGCGAGCGUAGAAGCAGAAGGCGUAGCGCGAAAUAAAAAUAAAAACCGAACAAUAAUUGAUUUAAAAUAAAAAAGAAAAAAGUAAACGGAAAAAGGCCAACAAACAAAAAACAGCAGAAGCAACAAAAAACACACGAGAAGCAGCUGCAAAAACAACACAAAACUGGCGGUCAACACGCAUGCAGAACGAUAAAAACACAAAAAAAAGAAACUAGAAGCAACAAUAAAAACGCAACGUAACGGGAACUCUUUGACGUAUUUCCUCUAUUAUUAUGCAAAAAGGCAGGCGGCAAAUUGCAGCAGCAGCGAAAAUCAAAUAUAAAUAGCGAAAAGCAGGAUACUACUGGAUACACACCUUUAGCCAGCGUGUUGAGCACGCCAGAAGCAUAAACAGAAGUCGGCAACAGGAAUUUAGCCAGCAGGCUUGAAACGAAUACGACCAUCAGAAACAUCAAAACCAUCAAAAGCAUCGAAAUGGCAGCGGUUCGAGGACAUCAGUACUUCAGCCUGCGCUGGAACAACUACCAGAACACGAUGACGUCAGUGUUCCAGCAGCUGCGCGAGGAUCUCUCCUUCGUGGACGUCACCCUGUCCUGCGAGCACGGAUCCCUCAAGGCGCACAAGGUCGUCCUGUCCGCUUGUUCGACGUAUUUCCAAAAACUACUGCUCGAGAACCCGUGCAAACAUCCCACAAUCAUCCUGCCCGCCGACAUUAUCUUCACCGACCUGAAAACCAUCAUCGAUUUUGUUUAUCGUGGCGAGAUCGACGUCACCGAAUCGGAAUUACAGGUAAAUAUCGAACCUUGCCGACGACUCUCAAUCACAAGUUCCUCGUUAGGCCUCUUGCGCACCGCCGAGCAGCUAAAGAUCAAGGGACUCUGCGAAACCGCCGAGAACGCGGAUGACCUGAACGACGCGGCCACUGCAACGAUCACGGUUUCAGAGAACAUACAGCAGGCGGUCGUUGGCAAUAUAGUGAACGCCACCAUUGUUCCUGGAGCCCCGUCGCCCUCCUUGGAACAGCAGCAGCAACACCACCAGCAGCAACAGCAGGCACAGGAGCAGCACCAGCAACAGCAGGUGCAUACCCAGCAGCAACAGCAGCAGCAGCAACAAAUCAACGCUGCCCUGCUUACGCAACACGGAGUGUCCAGCGGAAGUGUUUCUCUCUCCGGGCAAUUGCUGAGCUCCUCGGCCAGCGGCAGCAGCGGAAGUUUAGCCGGCGGACAGCAGGCUCCACAGACGCCAUCCGGUUUGCAACCGACGCCGCGCAAGUCACGACUUAAGCGCUCCAAGUCGCCGGAUUUGCCAUCAGGCGGAGGAGCAGGAAGCUCUGUAGGAGGCUCGAGUAGCGGCUCAUCGCAGCAGCAACCGCAGCCGGCGCACCACCACCACCCGCAGACCAUUCUCAUCCAGGGCCAAAAUCCGAACUCCAUUGUGAGCCUUCAGCAGACGGCCGACGGCAAUUAUAUACCAGUUUCGGGUGCUGGCGACGAUUCAGAGGCCGAGGACCACGACCACGAGCACGAAAACAACCACGGACACGGGCACGGAGGACAUUCGCACGGACACGGCCACAGCCACGAUCAUAGUCACGAUCACGAGCACGAAAAUAAGCCGAACAAGAUCUGCAAGACCGAGCACUCGGUGGCCUCGCCGGCGUCCAAUUCAUCCAGCGCCUCGAACAAUGCAGCGGGCGUGAGCGGCGUGACUUCCACCGGCCAAGCCAUCGUCACACAAAUUGUAGUAGCGCGCGACGGAAAAGAUACAAAAAAUAUGACUAGUUUAGGCAUGGGCAUGAACGGCGGCCUGUUGGGCGUGCCCAUGGGAUUCCUGGACUUCACACCCGAGCCACCAGCACCAUCUGCCACCCCAGUCACCGUCACGGAGCACGUCGAUCUGUCCUGCAACCCUAGCACGGACACGCGCGAUCUAUCAAAUCCCACCGAACCUCUCGAUAUAGACAAUCAUCUGGCUCAGCAGAUCCAUCGGCUCGAUCAGUCCCCCAUGCACUCGAUAUCGCACCACCAUACAGGCGAUGAGAGCAACUCGAAUCUUGUGCAGCAUAUCAAGAGCGAAGUGAUCGAGGCCAAGCACCUGGCAGCUGCCCAGCAGCAUGCACUCAACCAGGCCCAGCAACAGCAUGCCCAUCACCAGGCCCACCAGCAGCACCAACAGCAUCAGCAGCAGCAACAUCAACAACAGCAACAGCAGCAACAUCUUCAUGCUCAGCAGCUCUUGGCCCAGAGUCAGUUGCAGCAGCAGCAGCAGCAGCAGCAGCAACAGCAGCAGCAGCAACACCACCAGCAGCAACAGCAGGCAGCAGCCGCCGCAGCAGCUGGUGUGCAUGGCCAGCAUGGGGGACACGUGACGCACGCCGACAUCGGCGGUGCCACAGUCAUGGAGAUUGAUCCGAGCCAGAUUAAACACGAGCCGGGCAUGAUAAUAACGCCAGAGAUUGUCAACAUGAUGUCCUCAGGGCAUAUGGAUAUGUAUAACUCGGACACGAGUGAGGAUUCGAUGAUGAUCGCCAACGGCUCGCCGCACGAUCAGAAGGAACCGCACUAUACGAAUUUGGAUCAGCAGCACGGUCUGGGUGGCAGCGUUUGCGGCCCGGGGCCCGGCGGUGCUGGUGGCGGUGGGGGCAUGAGUGGUGGGGCUGGCUCUGGCUCUGGCGAGAAAGGUCAGUUUAAUGGUCCCAAAGCUUGGACACAAGAUGAUAUGAAUUCAGCUUUAGAUGCAUUAAAGAACCAAAACAUGAGCCUGACGAAAGCAUCCGCCAUUUAUGGCAUCCCAUCGACCACCCUGUGGCAACGUGCUCAUCGCCUGGGCAUCGAAACGCCCAAGAAGGAGGGCGGCACCAAGUCGUGGAACGAGGAUGCCCUGCAGAAUGCCUUGGAGGCGCUGCGUUCUGGCCAGAUAUCCGCGAACAAAGCGUCAAAGGCCUUCGGCAUCCCCUCCUCGACGCUCUACAAGAUUGCUCGGCGCGAAGGCAUCCGCCUUGCGGCGCCCUUCAAUGCCGCCCCGACCACGUGGACGCCCGAGGAUCUGGAGCGUGCCUUGGAGGCGAUACGGGCGGGUAAUACUUCGGUGCAGAAAGCCAGCGCUGAGUUUGGCAUACCCACAGGAACACUUUACGGACGCUGCAAACGGGAGGGCAUUGAGCUGUCGCGUUCGAAUCCAACACCCUGGUCCGAGGAUGCCAUGAACGAGGCCCUGAACUCAGUGCGCGUUGGCCAAAUGUCCAUCAACCAGGCGGCCAUUCACUAUAACCUGCCCUACAGCUCGCUCUACGGCCGCUUCAAGCGCGGCAAAUACGACGUGGUGGCCAACACGAGUGGCGUGGCGCUGUUGAACACCUCAGGCAACACCACCGGCAGCAUUGAGAUUAUCGAGCACAGCCAGGAGAAUUCGUUGCAUAUGUUACAGCAACAGUUCCCGUAUAGUCCGUCGCCGCAUCCGCCAACGCCGCAGCAUCACAGCACGCCGCAGCACCACAGCUCGGCGCAGCAGGGUCCGCCGACGCCGCAGCACAUGCAGCAGCACGUGGUGCACAUGCAACAGCAGCAGCAGCAGUCGCCCCACCCGGGCCACCAUCCGCAGCAUAUGCAGCAAGACGUGGUUACAUCGAGCAGCCAGGUGGUGCACAGCCAACAGCAGCAGCUUCAGCAGAUCUAUCAGCACCACGGGACGCCGGAGCGUAGUUGAGAAUCACUGCAUGCUGCGACAAUAAUGGGCAGCACCGGUAGUGGCGGAGGUGGUGGGGUUGGAGGAGUUGCAGCCAGUACUAGCGUCGGCACGGCGGCCAGUAGCACGCCCUUCGCCAGCAUCUCGGCACUGGUCAGCGGACCGUCCAGUGCCCCACCACCGCCGGUAACUGCCAGUGGCUCGUCGGCAGUCAGUGGCGGCACCAGCAAGCGCAAGAAAGCCAACAAGCAAAAGCGUUGAGAGCAGGAGGAUGAUCAGCCACAAAAGGAGUUGGAAACAAUUGCGGCAGUGGCCAGGCCCGAGGACAUCAAGUUUAGAUUUAAUUGCAAGCACUGGAAGCGCAAGCUGCGGAAGUUUCAUUUGCUAUUGUCCAAACAGUAGUCAGUCAGUCAGUUAGGAAGAUAUACAUAUAUGAAUGAUCUACAGACCCACAGACAAAAAUUCCCAAGGGUAGGAUAAAGCAAUCACAAAACCACUUUUCAACUAGAUGGACAUUAAUUACACAACCGAGAUGUGUAUAAAAUGUAAAUAUUUAACGAAAUAUGCUUUAUUUACAUUAUACGGAACAUAGUUAUAUAGGUUUUAGGUUCGCAAAAGUCCUUUGUUCUAGUUAAGUAAGGUGGAGAAAUGAGAAAGAUAAAAACAUACCUAGAUCAUAAGAACAUGAUGAAUUUUAGAUUUGCCUAGACUCGAAAGUUAAUGGAUUCGUUUUGGGCUCGCAGUUUUAAGAACACUUUGUUAUCAAUGGAUAUAGACACGCGUAUUUCUUUUGGACUCGUGACCAUUCUGAGGACCUCAAAUCAGUAGUUGAUUGCGGAAUUUCGAUCUAGAUUGCUUCCCCUUCAAAGUUUUGUUUUAAUUUUCGCUUAGUGUGAGACUGAAAGUGCGCCUAAAACUGUAGAAAUCCAAGCCCAAUAUUAUAGUGAAGACGCAUACAACACAACCCAUACAUGAAUCAAAUGCUUUAUAACCAUAUUGUUUGAACGGAUAGAACGAAUGGGGGAGAAUACCUUAACGUAGAAUUAAACCAAAUUAUCAAGGUUCUAGAACUUAAAUCAUUAGCUUGUAACGACAACAGAUCAGAUAAGAGAGAAGAACACGAGUUAUUUGAAUUUAACUGGAGGCGUCCUGAAUCAAUGAAUAUUGAUUUGAAUUCCACUGAAUUAAGAACAUAGCCAAUAUAUAAAUGUAGAAAUGAAGUAAUUGCAAGGAAACAACACAUGGAAUGUAUUUUUGAUAGAACCGGAAACAUAAGCAGCUGAAAUUAGCGAAUCAAAACACAAAUGUUGUUAAUGCUAAGCUCUAAAUAAUGUCCUUUGAAGUUGCAUUCAAACAAAGAUUUAAAACAAGCUUGUAAGAAAAAUAAACCAAUAAAUACACACGUAUAUAUAUGGAUACACAAACCUCUAA